CUUGCUCUGGUCAAGCGCGACAGAUUCUGGAAAAUGAUUUCUUUCCAUGUCUCUCCAGGCUUCUGUUCCCAAGUUCGACAGGAUCCCCUGGCUUUGUGAGGCCAGCCUGAGAAACAAGCCCCUGGUGCUCAGCCUCCCCAAAAGAUACCCUCAUGGCUCUGCCACGUCUCUGAAUUCAUGGAGGAAGGAUGUGAAUUCGCCAAAUACGUUUCAAGUUCCAAAUGGCUUAUCUAAGGCCAGGAGGAACCAGAGAGGCCCCAUGCUGGGCAGGAACCAGCAGCUGUGCUCCACAUGCCAGGAAGUGAGAAUGGUACAACCAAGAAUGAUGAUGAUCCCAAAUGAUCUGAAACAUUCCUUUGAGAAUUGUAUGAGUCAUAGAAUGAAGAGUCUUCAGCCACCAAAAGCUCAGACUGAACCCAGGUGUUCCCCUGAUGACAUCUCAACAGAAAAGGACCCUACUGACCUAUCAGACGACCUCAUAGGUAUCUGUCGAGAAGUGUACGUUCUCUCUCCCAAAUACCUUCUUAUCCUGGUUUCCUUGAUGACCAAGGGUACAUAUGUGGAAACAACUGCCUGGAGUAGAAGAGAAAGUCUGUCCUUACCAGGAUUGAGAAGUGGGCACUCCCAGCCCCUCAGCAGCUUGGGAAAGACUCGCCGGAGCUGGUCUUCCGGCCACCUGUGUGCCACACGCCAACCGGACUUCCUCAGGGAAGGCCUGCAUGGCGGCCUUGCAAACCCAGAGACCUAAAGUAACCACAAAGGAUGGUGUGAAAUGAAAACUUUUUAAUUAAAAAGCAGUCUCUGGUGGGUGGUCAUGUCUUAGGCCAGUAUCUUCCCUGACAAAGAUCAAUUUUGAUUUUAACUGAGCCUAUUGUCUUUUUGCAUCUAGAUAAC
Myotis lucifugus (little brown bat) is the source of this 894-nucleotide messenger RNA. RefSeq names its product chromosome unknown C1orf105 homolog (gene CUNH1orf105). The record is from RefSeq and is a predicted model, not a curated record. Lineage: Eukaryota; Metazoa; Chordata; Mammalia; Chiroptera; Vespertilionidae. The transcript is spliced from 6 exons. Bases 47 to 748 code for a protein of 233 amino acids.